Messenger RNA from Vicugna pacos (alpaca), 6187 nucleotides. NCBI's taxonomy places the organism in Eukaryota, Metazoa, Chordata, Mammalia, Artiodactyla, Camelidae. The record is from RefSeq and is a predicted model, not a curated record.
UUUUUUUUUUCCAUUUCUGCUCUUUUAAAAUUAGGAAUCAAGUACUGGAAAUGUUUGAUCAUGCUUAUGGUAAUUAUAUGGAACAUGCUUACCCAGCUGACGAACUCAUGCCUUUAACCUGCAGAGGUCGUGUUAGAGGCCAGGAGCCAAGUCGGGGUGACGUUGAUGACGCCUUGGGAAAAUUUUCUCUGACACUGAUUGAUUCUUUGGACACUCUUGUGGUAUUAAAUAAAACUAAAGAAUUUGAAGACGCGGUGAGAAAAGUUUUAAGAGAUGUUAAUUUAGAUAAUGAUGUAGUGGUAUCAGUCUUUGAAACAAACAUCAGAGUUCUUGGGGGUCUUUUGGGUGGACACUCACUGGCAAUCAUGCUGAAAGAAAAAGGCGAGUACAUGCAGUGGUACAAUGAUGAACUUCUCCAAAUGGCAAAGCAACUGGGCUACAAACUUCUACCAGCUUUCAAUACUACCAGUGGCCUUCCUUAUCCAAGAAUUAAUUUAAAGUUUGGUAUCAGAAAACCAGAAGCUCGGACGGGAACCGAGACAGAUACCUGCACAGCUUGUGCGGGUACCUUGAUCCUUGAGUUUGCUGCUUUAAGCCGAUUCACAGGAGCAACAAUAUUUGAGGAAUAUGCAAGAAAAGCUCUUGAUUUUCUCUGGGAAAAAAGGCAGCGAAGUAGUAAUUUAGUGGGCGUGACUAUAAACAUUCAUACUGGCGACUGGGUGCGGAAAGACAGUGGAGUGGGAGCAGGGAUUGAUUCAUAUUAUGAAUAUCUAUUGAAAGCCUAUGUCUUGCUUGGAGAUGACAGCUUUCUUGAAAGAUUUAAUACACACUACGACGCCAUAAUGAGGUACAUCAGCCAGCCGCCGCUGCUCCUCGACGUGCACAUCCACAAGCCGAUGCUCAAUGCACGGACUUGGAUGGAUGCUCUGCUUGCCUUUUUCCCAGGUUUGCAGGUCUUAAAGGGGGAUAUUAGACCUGCUAUUGAAACUCAUGAAAUGCUAUAUCAGGUGAUUAAAAAACACAAUUUUCUACCAGAGGCAUUUACCACAGAUUUCAGGGUGCACUGGGCCCAACAUCCUUUAAGGCCAGAAUUUGCAGAAAGUACCUACUUCUUGUAUAAAGCUACAGGAGAUCCUUACUACCUUGAAGUAGGGAAAACACUUAUUGAAAAUUUAAAUAAAUAUGCUAGAGUGCCUUGCGGAUUUGCUGCCAUGAAGGAUGUUCGCACUGGAAGUCAUGAGGACAGAAUGGAUUCUUUCUUCUUGGCGGAAAUGUUUAAAUAUCUUUACCUGUUAUUUGCGGAUAAAGAAGACAUUAUUUUUGACAUAGAAGAUUAUAUCUUUACAACAGAAGCUCAUCUGUUACCUCUCUGGCUUUCUACUACAAGUCAGAAUAUCUCUAAGAAGAACACAACUUCAGAGUAUACAGAACUGGAUGACAGUAAUUUUGACUGGACUUGUCCAAACACUCAGAUCCUCUUCCCUAAUGACCCCCUCUAUGCUCAGAGCAUUCGUGAACCGUUGAAAAACGUGGUGGACAAGAGCUGUCCGAGAGGCAUCAUCAGAGUCAGAGAGGAGAGUUUCAGGAGUGGAGCUAAACCCCCUCUGAGAGCCAGAGAUUUCAUGGCCACUAACCCCGAGCAUUUAGAAAUCUUGAAGAAGAUGGGGGUGAGUUUGAUUCACCUCAAAGAUGGGCGAGUCCAGUUGGUUCAGCACGCAGUCCAAGCUGCUAGUUCAAUUGACGCUGAAGACGGGCUGAGGUUCAUGCAGGAGAUGAUUGAAUUGUCAAGUCAGCAGCAGAAAGAGCAGCAGCUGCCGCCGCGGGCAGUGCAGAUUGUCUCGCACCCGUUUUUUGGCCGCGUGGUGUUAACCGCUGGGCCCGCCCAGUUCGGGCUGGAUCUGUCUAAGCAUAAAGAGACAAGAGGAUUUGUUGCAAGCAGUAAACCAUACAAUGGUUGUUCAGAGCUUACUAACCCCGAGGCGGUGAUGGGGAAGAUCGCCCUGAUACAAAGGGGACAGUGCAUGUUUGCAGAAAAGGCACGCAACAUCCAGAAUGCUGGGGCCAUUGGUGGCAUUGUUAUCGAUGACAAUGAGGGGAGCAGCAGCGACACGGCGCCUCUGUUCCAGAUGGCCGGUGACGGGAAGGACACGGAUGACAUCCAGAUCCCCAUGCUGUUCCUCUUCAGUAAAGAAGGGAGCAUCAUACUGGACGCUAUCCGGGAAUACGAGGAGGUCGAGGUGCUCCUUUCUGACAAAGCAAAAGAUCGAGAUCCUGACUUGGAAACUGAAGAACCACCAUCCUCUGAAAAUGACUCUCAGAAUCAGAGUGCUGAACAGAUCGUGUCAAGUUCUCAGGAGGUUGGUUUGGUUGACCAGGAGUCUCCUGAAGAAAGUUCUCCAAACUCUCACCCAGAAUCAUCAUCUCCAGCAGACACGGACAUUGCUGCAAGCGUUUCUCCUUCUGAACAGAAUUCUAAUCCCGCAGAAAACCAUGAGACUACAAGUCUUGAUGGCGAAUGUACAGAUCUAGAUAACCAGCUUCAAGAGCAAUCAGAAACUGAGGAGGAUGCCAGUCCUAACGUUAGCUGGGGUAAAAAGGGCCAGCCUAUAGACGCCAUAUUAGCAGACUGGAACGAAGAUAUAGAAGCAUUUGAAAUGAUGGAGAAGGAUGAGCUCUGACUCACCAGAGUCUCCCUGGUGGUAGGUAUUUAGAAAGAAAAGGUAAACUGUGGUUAACAGACACCCUGAGGCGAAGCAGGCUCUCUCAUGGGAGGCUCUAAGUGCAGUGACGAGCAACCUCGUUCUGACCGGGAGAGCUAGUUGCCAUAGGGAUCUGGAGCAUGCUGUGUUAGAACUGACCUUGUUUAAAACUGUCCCAUCAAAAAUGGAAACUCACAGGCCCCCCGCCUCAGGUGACAGCACCAGACCACCCUGCAGCACCUCAGGCCAGGGUGAGAUUAGCAGGCAUUCCUAGGAGCCAGAUUCCUGCCGUCUCUGGAUAGGUAAGAAAUUCCCUUAACUCUGAGAUAGGGAAUACGAAUUUGUAGAUCUUCGUAAAGGAAGCUCGGCUUUCUUGCUUCGGGGGUCAGAGGCUCUUUGGGGAAGACAUGUAUGAGUAUUGUGGGCAUUCGGGUUAUGCUGCCUUCACAAAAACAAAGCGACCUAAGAGGGUAUGAAGCAAAUGCAUUCACGGGGCAGACGGCCUUUGCUCGUCACUGUCAGUUGCCUCAUUAUGUCACACGAUCGAGAUGACUUGAUUUUUCCCCUCUUAACCAUGUCCUUUUCCUUUAAACCAAAGGCAAAGCCAUUGUACUUUCUCAGUGAGUUCUCUGCAUAAAGACUAAUCAUUGGGACGAGGUAAAAAGGUCAUAUAACAUAUUGUGGAAAUUGGUUACUUAAUACUUUUGAAAAAUGGAGCAAGGGAGAAACUAUAAUGUUGCAAUAUGAACUUGCCAUUGGGCCUUCCACAGGGAAAGCUGUGACUACUCUGAAACGGAACUUGAGGUUAUGUAUCCUGCUAGGGCAAAUCAGAAGUCUUUUCCAGUUCAUUUCUUUGGAGGUGACUGCCUCCAGCCAUCAGCCUUACUCCAUCCCAUGUUUAGUAUGCAUUUUGAGCCACAAGGCCUGUGUUGCCAAUAGCUGAAGACGUUUUGUUCCAUUUUCCUGUCCUAGGGAGCCAUGAUAAAACUGUGGUAGUGAUCUGAAAAUGCUGGGGUAACUACUAUUUUUCCUCCUUUGAAACUAUGGUUUCUAAAAGUUGUACCUAAGGAGUCUGUCACGUUUUCUGUUGAAUCACGGUUUUUAAGUUUGCUUUAAAAAAAAAAAUCCUUCUGAUAUGGACUUGAAAACUAGUCUCUGGUGACCUGUGUAGAGAGCACAGCAGCAGCUAACGUGUAGCCACAGCUUAAUGAGAAUUAACACCCCUCUUUCUUCUCGGUGGCAGUCUGCUGCUGGCCACGUUUAAGUUUAAAAACCUUUUUUACCGAUACCUGUAGACAGCCCUGUAGUUGAAAUCAUGGCUUUACUCAUUUUAUUUAUUUUUUUUAAGCUUACCUGAAUCAGUUCUAAAGGAAUAUUUGAGACUUAGUUUCCUUUUUCUUUUCCAUGACAUUAUACAAUUACCUUUUCUUAAAACACAGUUUUUGCGGUACUGGUGAACUUAAACUGUAUAUGGAACUGUUCAAAGAGCAGCAGUGCCGUAUUGUAGUUAUGUAUAUUCAUGUACAGUAUGUCAUAGAUCCCAGGUAAACAUAUUCUUUAAUAAGGGGGUAAAUAGCUGCUUUCAAAAAUCCCAGCUAAACGUAAUUGGGUCGAUGAGUGAUAAACCUCACAGAGAAUUCACUUGGGGGCGGGGGGGCGGGUAGUAUAUGAGACCUUUAUUGGCCCUUAAUUAAACCCGACACUAAAAUGGGUAUUUUUAGUCUCUCUGCAUGUGAAGUUUGGUAUAAGAAGGUAGAACUAGAAUACAUAAAGUAUACAGAAGGAUAGACAUAGUGCUUCGUUCAUCUUAAUUGCAAAGCUGCCAAAAUAGCUGAAGCUUAAUUACUUGACUUGCCUUGAAUUAUAGGACUGGGGCUUGGAGAACAGGGGUAGGUGUCCCUGUAAGACUUGGAUUACAGAAGCCUUAUACACAUUAAUUUGAUUUUGUGUUUGUAGCUCAGAGCCACUGUCGUCUAAACCCAACUUUUCUAAGUUAUCAAAACAGUGGAGUUUUCUUUCCAGCAGAGACCUUGUGGCAUACAAGCUAAAAGCCAGCCCACUGCCACUCUUCCUUCCUUUGGCCAUUAGGGGGAGCUGUUGCCAUUCAUUGAGGUCUAGAAGCAAAUUGUUCACUUGUUUAGGGAAAAAAAUGAAUCCCUAAAAAAAAAGAAAACUUAAUAAGUUACACUGAACACCCAGAAGGAAUUAUACUUGAUUUUUCCCUAGCUAAGGAAAGAAAGCAUAAGGUUCAGCUUCAAAACUCCAACGUUGUCAUUGACUCUCCAUUCUUAAUUGACAUACUGCCACGAAGUUGUUUUCAAGUUCAUUAAAAACUUUCAACAACAUUAGGCUUUUCUUAAAAUGUUUUGUUUUUUAAAUACCUUUUAUAGCAUGUUAUUUACUUCCUAAAAAUUCAGCGUGUUGUAUGUGACCCUGAAUUUUAGAAACAUCUGGUCUACCUCAGUUAACGUUGCCUGCAUAGAGAGAAGAGCUGACGUGAUCACCACAGCCAUAACAUUGCUUGACUAAGAAGGAUUUAUACAAUGUUUACAAACCUGGAAUCAAGUAAGGGUUUUAUCUGAAAGUUAAAAGUUAGAUAUUGGAGAAGGUAUUUUAUUCAGGUAUUUUCAAGUUUUAAAACUUAACUUGUUUACCUACUAAAAAUAGCUAUAGUUUUUUUCUGCUUAGGAAAGUCCAUUGAAACAAUAUGCCCUAAUUUUCAGUACUUUUCCCAUGAAGCUUUAGGCGUGAGAGAACUGCAAUUUACCAGGUAUGUUUGGGGUGGGAUAUUUGGUUGGGUUGGUUUCCUUUUUUCCUUGUAACUUUGAAUAGGCUUCCAGUAGGAAUACAAGUGUUGUUUCAGAACAAAUUUUUUGACAUGAUACUUUUUCUUUUCUUUUUUUUUUCCCCACCGUAUUGGAGGGUAAAAUGAAUAAUUGUGCACUCUCUGAUUUUAACCUAAUUACUCUCUCAAGAUUUUUUUUAAUUUAAAUUACCAUCACACAGCCCUUUUUAUAGUAAAACCAGCAUUUGUUCCCUUACCAAACCCCAUGCCAAAUUCAUCAUAAAGAAAGCUCAGCACAGGUAAUUCAAAUAGCGCUUAUAAUUUUAGAGAGGGGAGUGCAUUUAGUAAACAUUACAACCGGUCGUUUUAUGCACAAGGCUUCAGUCAGAACAUAGAAAAAAAAAACAUUCUGUGAAUGAAAUAUUGUAUGUUCAGAUUUUAUAAAAGACAUUUUUAAAAGCCCAAUUUACAGCCGUAUAUUUUCUUAUGAUGUAAUUUAUGAAAAAGAUGUCUGUACUAACAGGUGCUGUAACACUACUGUUGUUGGAUUUUAUUGUUUGGUGAUAAACGUGUACAAUAUUUCUAAGGGAAACUAUGUACUGUGAUGUAAAAGUCUGGGCAAAAUGUAUAUAAUCCUUGUAUAUAAUUGUGUAUUUGAUUAUAAUUACUGAUUGUAAAGAUUUAAUAAAAUAUGUAAAUAUUC